Messenger RNA from Cynara cardunculus var. scolymus (artichoke), 2989 nucleotides. Its product is annotated as trihelix transcription factor GTL2. The coding region runs from base 1150 to 2787 and encodes 545 amino acids. The transcript has 2 exons. Lineage: Eukaryota; Viridiplantae; Streptophyta; Magnoliopsida; Asterales; Asteraceae. The record is from RefSeq and is a predicted model, not a curated record.
UGCACGUGCUUCCCACUGAUUGGGUUCUACAUGAUUCCCCCCAAAAUUGAAUGAGUUUAUGAUAAGAGAAAGAACAACUAUGGCCUACCCUUCUUUACUGUCACACAAGACAAAAGUCUUUGAUGAAACCAUGACAAUGAUAGGAUAGAAAGAGAGAGAAAGAGAGAGAAAUUUACACAUAGUGACUGUGUUAGUGUGUGUAAUAAAAGUGAUUGAAAAAAGGAUUUGGCUUUCAAGAAAGAAAGAAAAGAAAAGAACCCAUCUUUUUUUACACACAGUGAGUGUGUUCUACGUGUCAAAAGAGUGAUUUUGUGAGUAAAGAAAAGUGCGUGUUUUUGUUUGAGUUCAAAAUCUUCCUCUUCUUCUUCACUUGCCAUUAUAUGCCACCAAUUUUAACUUCUACUUCUGAUCUAAAUCUACACACACUUAGUGUGUUUCUGUGUGUUAAGUGUGAGUGAGAGGAGGGUUUUUUGUUGUUUUGCUUUCCAAGAUCUCUUUACACACAAAGAGUGUGUGUGUGUGUGUGUAAAAGAGAGUGAUCAGAAAAAGGGUUUCUGUUGUGUUGUUCUUCAGAAUCAUUGCUUUGUAUACACACAGUAUACAAAGUUAGAUGUGUGUUAAAAAGGGUAGUGAUUUCAUUGAAAAAGAAAAGGGUUUUUUUGCCUCAUGUGAUGUUCUAGCUUCAAGAUCGUUUCUUUUACACAAAGUUAGUGUGUGUAACUAUGUGCUAAAAGUAAGUGGUUUUAGCAAGUAAUUAGAAAAAGGGUUUUAAUUUUCUUGUGUUCUUCAUCAUUUCUUUUCACUUUCACACACAGUGAACGUGUUUUCUGUGUGUGUGUGUGUUGCAAGGAAUUCAAGAAAAGGGUUGGUAUCUCUUUGUGGGGGUUUUCAAGAUUUCUUUCUACACACAGCAAACGUGUUUUCUCUGUGUGUGUGUUGCAAGGAAUUCAAGAAUCUCUUGUGGGGUUUUCAAGAUUUCUUUCUACACAGAGUGAGAGUGUUUCUAUGUGUUAAUUAGAAGUGGGCACUUCAAAACAAGAGUUGAUUCUCUUGUGUUCUUCAAGAAAACCUUCAUUUAAUUUCACAGAGUAAAAGUGUGUUUGUGUGUGCUAAAAGUGUGUGAUUACAUCAAUUUUAGGGUUCAAGACUAUGUUUGAUGGAGUCCCAGUUGAGCAAUUUCACCAAUUCAUCUCCACACCCUCAUCAAGAAUCCCUUCAAAUUCUUCUUCUUUGAUCCAAACCCCACCAAUUUCAACUUCAACAAACCUCAAUUUUCUAUCUUUUGAUCCUCUUUUAUUCCCUCCACCACUUCCUACUCAUCAAUCCCUUUUUCAAGCCCAACAUUUUCUUCGAACACCGACACGAGAUCAAUUCAAUGGUACCCACGACGACGCCACAGGCAAACUAGAUCAAGAAAUCGAUCUAGGGAUAGAUAUAAACGACUCGUGGUCAAAUGAUGAAGUUAUUCAACUCUUGAGGAUCAAAUCGAGUUCGGAGAAUUGGUUUCACGAUUUCACUUGGGAUCAUGUUUCCAGGAAGCUAGCAGAGAUGGGGUACAAAAGGAGUGCAGAAAAAUGCAAAGAGAAGUUUGAAGAAGAAACUUGCAGAAGUUUCAGUAGUACCAUUGGGUACAACAAGAACAGUAGCAGGUACUUGAUCAGUGAAGAGCUUGAUGAACAUCUCUACAAUCCUCAUCAUGAUCAUCAAAACACUCACCAUGUCCCCAUUGAUCAAACACCUCAUGAAGAAACUGUCGAUGAUCACCAAGAUCAACCACCACAAGUAGCACUAGAUGGUCAAAAGAUAGGAGAUGAUGAUGAUCAAAAUCAUGAGGCCCAGGGGCAAAAAGGUCAUUUUGAAAAGGACCCAGAUGAGAUCAUGGUACAAACAGCUGAUGAAGAUGAUACUGUGGUAGGAGUGAACAAAAGCAAGAAAAGAAAAAGAAAGCACAAGAAAUUCAAGAUGGUCAAAGGGUUGUGUGUUGACAUGGUGCAGAAGAUGAUGGCUCAGCAAGAGGAAAUGCACAAAAGGCUACUCGAAGACAUGGCGAAUCGCGAGAAGGAGAAGAUCGAGAGAGAAGAAGCUUGGAGGAAGGAAGAAAUCGAAAGGGUAAAAGUGGAAAUUCACAUCAGAGAACAUGAACAAGAGAUGGCAAGAGAUAGGCAGUCUACCAUCACUGAGUUCCUCAACAAGAUCACUUCUUUUGACCAAAAGAUUCAACUCCCUCUUGAUAUCAACUUACAAGACCUUCAAACUAAUGUAACACACAUUGACAAGCCCAUACCCUUUUAUGAAAUUACCGAAAUACCCUCUUCCGAGAAGAUCACCGAAGACCAUAAUCAAGACAAGCCAACAACAAAAGAUGACAUUGGAAAAAGAUGGCCAAGAGAUGAAGUGUUGGCAUUGAUAAACAUAAGGAGCAAUGUGAACAAUGGCAUUGGUGGUAAUAGUGAAGAACACCAAGGGUUAAUUGGUUAUAACAAGAGCGGGGGCGGCGGCGGCGGUGGUGGUUCGUUGUGGGAGAGGAUAUCACAAGGGAUGUUAGAGUUGGGAUACAUAAGAAGUGCAAAAAGGUGUAAAGAGAAAUGGGAGAAUAUAAACAAGUACUUCAGGAAAACAAAAGAUGCAAACAAGAAGAGAUCUUUGGAUUCAAGAACUUGUCCUUAUUACCAUCAAUUAAGCAAAUUGUACAACCAAGAGAAGCAAGUGUCAUCGUCCCACUCCGCCGGUUUAUCCUCCGAUGAGCCGGAAAAAUGUCCGACGACCGAAAUCAUGCCGGAAAACUAAUGGGGUUCGCCGGAGAUCAAUGUUAUAUGUGAUCAUGAGGUUUAUUAUAUUGUUCAUGGAGAGGCUUAAUAAGUAGACUUUGUUGAUGUUGUUUUUAUGCGUUUUUAUUUAGUACAUUUUUUAUUUUCCAUAAUGUUAAAUUGGGUAAUAACAUUUUUGUUUAGAUUAUUUGUCGUAUCGACGUUGUGGAAAUCAUUCUGAA